CCCUCUUCACUACGGUCUGUAGUAGCCGUUGACGGCUCUUGUAGUGACGGAGCAAUUCUCCUGUAAUAUUUUUUCUUUUGUUUUGUGGAAAAAGAAAAAGGAGUACAAGUAAGCCGCUUUACACACUUCAAUCUCCAGUAUCCCCGCUCUGGUUUUAUAAUAUAAAUCAAUAACAUAAAUCAAUUUGUAGUUGGAGCUAGCGAGCUAGGGACAGGGUAAACGUUACUUGCUAGCACCAGCGUGAGCAAUAAGCUAGUGAGCUAACGUGAUUACAUUAUUCUGCCGUACAACCUCGAGACAAGUCGGGACAAGACCAGUCUCAGGGCUCACCAUACUCAAUGAGCGGACAGCGCAAUGUCAGAGCGCUCUGGGCAAACUGCAAAGGGGAAGGAUGGCAAAUCGAAGUAUGCAUCUCUCAACCUGUUUGAUACCUACAAAGGAAAGAGCCUUGAAGCACAAAAGCCUGUUGUUCCCCCCCGCCAUGGCCUGCAGUCUCUUGGUAAAGUUGCCUCCGCGCGGCGCAUGCCACCCCCUGCCAGCUUGCCCAGUCUGAAGGCAGAGAACAAAGGCAACGAUCCCAACGUCUCGCUCGUUCCCAAAGACGGCACAGGAUGGGCAAGCAAGCAGGAACCAGCAGACCCAAAGAGUACCGAUGUAUUAUCAGCACCGCAGCUGGAGUCGCAGCAGCCUGUGGUUUCACAGACGCCUGCACCGAUCCGCCCGAGAACCCCGCCAGCUCCAGAGGUUCUGCCUCCGGUUGCGGCCACGGUUUCAGCCCAGGCCGCAGGGGCAAGGUCCUGGGCUCAGGCCAGUGUUACACAUGGAGCACAAGGAGAUGGUGGAAAGGGAUCAAACCAACGGUCGCCAUUCUCUCGCGAGGAAUUUCCCACCCUGCAGGCGGCUGGCGACCAGGACAAAGCUGGCAGGGAACAGGGCACUGCAGAUCAGUUGUAUGGGCCCGGACCAAGCCUCCGCCCCCCGAACAUGACGAGCUGGCGGGACGGUGGGGGCCGUGCCCUGGUGCCCACCGGAGAGGGGGUCGAAGAGGGUGGCCCGGGCGGGGCGCUGGCAAUGGAGGGGGCGGCCGGUGGUGGCCAGGCAGGCCCCCCUCCUCUCCAGCAGCAGCAGAACCUCCAGUCCCAUGGGCCGCCUAGGAACCCCCCUGCCGGCAGCCCUGGCUUGCCCCAGCCCCCCAUGGGCCCCGGGUUUCCCCAGUACAGAGGGAUUAUGCCUCCAUUCAUGUACCCUCCUUACCUGCCCUUCCCGCCUCCCUAUGGCCCCCAGGGGCCCUACAGGUAUCCCCCGCCUGGUGAGGCCCCUCCCAGGUUUCGCCAGCAGGGUCAGGACGGUCGCGGGCGUCCCCGUGGUGGGGGAGGAGAGAUGGUGAAGAGACCCUCAAUCCUGAAGCAGGACGACCUGAAGGAGCUAGAUGAACUUGACCACCAGGACGGAGACGAGGGCUGGGCAGGGGCACACGAGGAGAUCGACUACUCGGCCAAGUUGAAGUUCAGCGAUGAUGAAGGAGAAGAAGAGGGGGAUGAGGAGAGGAACGAGAGACCCGAGAGGAGUGAAAGAAGCGAGAGCAAGAACGGCUCACGGGAGAUACAGAGGUCUCAGGAAGGUCCCCCUCAGGUGGUCCAGCGCUCCCGAGCCUCUGACAGCGGAGGGGACAGGGACACCCGCCGCACCCCUCCCUCCAACGCUGACCACGACGGCCCCCCACCCCCCUCCAGCAAGCCAGGAUGGGCCGAGGAGGGGGGCAACAGCGGCUGGGGGGGCCAAGGCGCCCAUGCCACCUACCAGGGACGUAGGUCUGGACUGGGUGGCCCCCGGGAGCAGGCCUCCCCCCCACCAGGGUCUCUCCUCCACCAGGGACAGGGGCCUUACUCCUACUACCGACAGGACCGCAACUCCCCUAAUCAGUCCGGCCCGGUGGUAGCCCCUGAAACUGUCUCUGCCUCCCUGGCCCCCGGGAAGCCCGCCCCCUCCUCGCAGCUCCAACAGCAGCAGACUACUUCCCCAGUCCCCGGAGGCCCCACCCCUCCACCUCAGACUACCGGCCUGCUUGCCCCACCCCCGGGCGAAGACGAGGACGAGACGUGGCGCCAGCGCAGGAAGCAGUCCUCCUCUGAGAUCUCGGCCGCUGUUGAACGUGCCCGCCGGCGCCGAGAGGAGGAGGAGCGAAGGAUGGAGGAAGAGCGGCGCGCGGCCUGCGCUGAGAAGCUGAAGAGGCUGGAUGAAAAGGCCCAGCAGCAGGGUGGUGGUGGGAGCAGCGGAGGCUCCAAGCCCUCCAGUCUGGACGGCAAUUCCACCACGGCCGGAUGCCCCAGCCCUUCACUGUCUGCCACGGCCUCCUCCCCCAACAUCAGCCAGCCCCCGUCCCCCUGCGUGGACCUUGAGGAGCCCCCCCUGGCUGCCCAGGCUGUGACCAGGGACCUAGUGCCAGGGCCAAGUCCCACCGACAGACAGAGGGCCAAUAGCAACAGCAGCUAUGACUCCAAUGCUGAUGCCCAGGUGUGUCCCCAGCCCACCACUCCUCAGCUGCAGCAGCCUCCUCUGGAGGUCCUGGUGCCUGGGGAGGGGAAGGAGGAGAUGCUAGGUAGUGCUCACGUCCGCAGCGGAGGAGGUGGUGGUGGAGGAGUGGUAGACCCAGUGAAGGUAGAGAGCAUGGGAGGAGGAGCAAGUCGCCAAGCCAGCGGCCCCCCCGGACAGGGCUACUCCAAGUACCAGAAGUCCCUGCCUCCCCGCUUCCAGAGACAGCAACAGGAGCAGCUGAUGAAGCAGCAGCAGCAGUGGCAGCAGCAGCACAGCCAAGCAGCCCAACAGAGCCAGCAGCAGCUCCCGCCCCAGCAGCCUCAGCAGGCCCCCCAGCAGCAGGGCCCUUCUCCGGGGGCCACCGCUCAGACCCAGGGUCCGAAGCAGCAGCAGUCAGGGCCCCUGCAGUACCCUCCACAGGGCUCCAUGGGCCGCGGCCCCCCGCCCUUGCCCAUGAACUUUGACCCACGCUGGAUGAUGAUGCCCUACAUGGACCCCCGGAUGAUGCAGGGGGGCAUGCAGGGUCGCCCUCCAGGGCCCAUGGACUACUACCCGCCCAACAUGCAACAUGCAGGGAUGAUGGGGAGAGAGCGCUCUGAUUCGGGGGGCUCUGGUUCGGACACCUUUGACAGGCAGCAGCACCCGAGACACCCCCACCGUGGGACACCUCCCAUGGACCCAAAACUGGCCUGGGGGCCCGAGGUGUUCCCCGGGGGCAGCGAAGGCAGGGGACUGAGCUCCCCUCUGAGACCGAAGCAGGCACUGGAAGAGGACGAUGUCAGUGGCAAAGGGCCUAGGAGUGACACCCCUCCAGUCCGUGGUAUGCGAGAGGGAGGGCCAGGGCCCAUCCAGCAGCCCAACUCUGGCUCGGGCUCCUCCAACCAGACCCCACCCCCUGUGGGCACUCAGGUGGGGGGCCAGGGAGGAGGCAGCCACCACCCCCACCACCACCAGUCCUACAUGGGCGGCCGGGGAAACUACAGCAACUUCCCCGACCAGGGCUCCCGCAUGGCCUCCCAGCAGCAGCAGCAGCAGCAGCAGAGGGGGAGUGGUGGAGGCUUCAGCCACCAGGAUGAGGGCCAGGGCCACAAGGGUGGCCAGCAACAGGGACAGAUCUGGGGGUUCUCCCACCCCCACUACGACCGCAACGGGCGAGCUGACCUCUCCUCCCUGGAGAAUAACAACCUCCACCACCCUCAACACCAACAACACCAUGGUCAUCAACAACACCAAGGCCCCUCCCACUUCCCCCUCCACCCCCACAAGCCCGAGAAUGGCCGCGGUGAGAGAGGAAGCGAAGCCCCCAAGAAGGGUGACCCCCCGCUCCAACAGCCGUCCCUCUCCUCUUGCUCAUCCUCCUCCUCCUCGUCAUCCUCGGCCAGGGAGGACGGCAGCGGCAAGGCGGUCUUGCAUCUCCUCCCACCUCAGCGCAAGGCCGAUACAGGAACCGGGCAGAGACAUGAAGCAGGAAGCAGCAGAGAGAUGAAGCAGGAUAAGAUGGGCCCUAGCCACAGCCACUCUCAGUCUUCUGUGACGUCUCAGCAGUCCCAUCCUCAGUCCCAGCAGCAGCCCCAACAGCAGCAGAGGCAGGGCCAGGAGCAGCACCACCACCGUGACCCCAAGCCCAACCAGCGGGAGAAAGGGGGGAGGGAACACAAGACUGAGACCCAGUGGGGGCCACGGCCCGGCAGCAGCAACGCAGGAGGCCCCUCACACAACAGGAGAGCAGUGGGCGGAAACUCCCGCGGAGGGGAGGAUUCAUCCAAUCACCCAACAGCGUCUGACCACAACAAACCCUCCGGCGGCCAAUCGGGUGGCGGCAACACCAACAAGAGGGCAGGGCCUAUCAAGAGGCCUGUGCUGAAGGAAAUGAAGAGAGAGGGAGGCGAGGGAGGAGAAAAGACCAGUGGAGGAGGCUCUGGAAAAGACAAAGAAGAAAGACAAGAUGGAGGCCAUUCAUCAGUCAAGCAGGAAACAUCCUCCGGCCCACAGAGCACCUCUGCAGUGUCUGGUAAAGAAGAGCCGGCUCAGACCGGUCCCAAACCCAGAAACGGAUGGAAGGACCGAGCGGGGAACGAACGAGGAGGAGUGGGCAAGGGUCACAAAGACUGUGUCAACCCCACCCCCUCAUCAGGGUACUCCGGCCCCCCUUCCAACAGGCGGGACAGAGAGCGCUCGUUCGAGAGGGGCGGGGGCGUAUCCUACCAUGGCGUCUCGGCCCGUGGCAGCAGAGCCAGCAGAGGACGAGGUGGCGAGUUCUACGGACGCGGCCGGGGUUACCGGGGCACUUACACGGGCACGGCCGGGGGUGGCAGCGUUAGCCGUGGCAGGGCAGCAGGCAGCAGGAGCAGCCGGGACUACCGAGCUGGCGGAGGCUACCACCAGGAAUUCAAUGACGAGGCAUCGGGGGGAAGGCGCAGCCGAGGGGGGUCGCAGGCCAACCCGGGGCGCACCCGUAACCACAGCGAGACCCGCAGUGAGGGUUCCGAAUACGAGGAGGUCCCCAAGAGGAGGCGGCAGAGGGGGUCGGAGACGGGCAGCGAGAGUGCCGCCAGCGACCUGGCCCAGUCGGACAAGGAAGACCGCAAGUCCAGCACCAAGAAUGGCAGCGGCACAGAUAACUUUACCAGUGGCGGCUCCGUCCCACCCAGAGGCUCCCAGGCCCGGGUGUUCACCCCCAGAGGCGUACCCUCUAGGAGGGGCAGGGGGGGUGGCGGCGGCGGGGGAGGAGGAGGCGGCAGCAUCUAUAGAAGUGGUGGAGGCGGAGGAGGAAUGGCUGGAGGUCACAGGUCAGGAUCCAGGGCCGACCCUCAAGGCUGGGCCACCAAGUCCUCAGCCUCGGUCCGCAAGCAGCAGGCCCAAAUGCAGUCGUCCGCACCCAAAGACACGGGUCGUGGAACCAGCGGGGAGAAGGAGAAGGCAGCGGACGGAAGCCAAGCUCAGAAUCAGGGAGGAGAAACCCCUCCACAAUCUAUCCUUGCUGCACCUACUCUAGCCCCACAGGACUCCAUGGAGAACGGAGGAGUUGGAAUCCAGCAGUCCACGGCUAAUCCCACUACAAACUCCAGCGGCCCCCUUCCUCUCCCUCUCUCCGGCCCGGACGGGCGUGGCUUCCCUUGCGUCCCACGGGAUGGCUUUGAGCGCCCCCCGAGACGCCGUCGCCACGGGCGCUCCCAGCACCAACAGGACAAGCCACCGCGCUUCCGCCGGCUGAAGGAGCGAGAGAACGCCGCUCGCAUCAACGGAGGAGGAGUCGGGGUCAUCGGAGGAGGACGACCUUCCUCGCCCUGCCAGAAUUACAUUCAGGAUGUCACCGACGGUGCUCACAACGCGGUGCCCACGACCGGCACUGCCCCCAACGCUAACCACAAUGCUACCACAACUACCAACAACAACAGCAGUACCGGCGGCCAUCUUGGAAAUGUCAACAGUCACCACCAUCACUACAACCAGGGCAACUCCGGCCCUGCCCACUCUCAGCGUCACCACAACCACAACCCAGCAGGGGGCGCCAAAUCCCCUGACUUCUCCAACCAGAACUCAGACCAGGCCAACGAGGAGUGGGAGACAGCCUCUGAGAGCAGUGACUUCACAGAGUUCCGGGAGAGGGAAGGAGGAGGAGGAGGAGGGAAGUCCUAUUCCUCCCAUCACCAUCAUCACCCACCCGGAAGAGGAGGUGGAGGCGGAGGCGGGGGGGGAGGAGGGGUCGGAGAGCGAGAGAUGACUGCGAAGGAGCAGGCGGCAAACAAGAGAAGCUUCUCUAGCCAGCGUCCUGGUAUGGAGCGACAGAACAGGAGGGUCAAUGCUGGAGGAAGAGAAGGAGGAGGGGGAGGAAGAGGCCCGCGGGGCCCGCCCAGUGGGGGAGGAGGCGGAGCUGGAAACGGAGGGGGCCAACGCGGCGAGCGCCGUGGAAACUGGCCCUCCCCCAAAAACAGGAAGUGAAGUGGAAGAUCUGGAAACAUUUCAAAUGCAUCCCCCCCGCCCACCCCUCUUCUUUAUCCCUUUCUGUCUCUAUCAUUCCUUCAGCCUCUAUCUGUUCUCAUCCCUUAACAUAUUAGCACAUUAUUGUACAAUACAUAGUUAUGGAGACAGUGUACACACUCACGUUAAACCCCUCCUCGCUUCUUUCUCUCUUCAUCCAUCUGCUAUCUACCGUCCGUUAUUGUAGUGUCACUCUGCUCCCUCCCUGUCAUGCUCCCCCCUUUUCAGUUGUCCCCCCACCCUCCAGAAAUCCACCCAAAUUUAGGUUUCAGCAGACACGCUUGUUCUGAACGCACACCUCUUUUGACUGAAAACAUAAAAAAAUAAACAUGUUUGCAUUUACAAGCACAAUAUGACAUAUAACAGACAUACACAACCACGUGCAGUAGUGUGUGUGUACGCAGUGUGACAUGUCAUGAUAAACAUGUUGGAGGAAUUGGCUAGCCAGGAGAAGGCAGAUUUUUAUAUUGAUGUUACCUGUGUAUAUUUCUACCACGGUUGGGGUGGUAUUCGGUAGGGCAGUUAUCUGCAUUAUAUUUUCCCAUAUGGAGGGGGGGGGGGGGGGUUCUUCUUUUAACAAGAACAAUUGUACCAUAGAUUAUAAAAAAUUAUCUACCUUGUUUUUUCCCCCUCCUUUGUCAGUUUUGUUUCAGCCCCCCCCCUCCCCUCCCCCCCCCUAAAAGGUUAGGGAUGUGUAUUUUUUUCUUCUGCAAAGCAGGUCAUUAAAAUACCUUUUUAUACAACUCUCACCUCCCUCUGAGUUUUUAAUCUCCUGAUCUGUUUAAUUACUGUGACAGCCACAACAGACCAAUUGAAGUACUACUGCUCACCCAUCCACACUCCUCAUAUUGAUUGUGUCUCUAUCAAUGUCUUUGCUGCUUGUUCAGAAGUAUGCGGUGUGAUUUUAAUUUUUGUUGACCUGCUCUUAUUACUUUCCAUAGCUCUUUUGGUCCUGUUAGAUAAAAGGCUCUCUCAACAUAGCAUUCUCUUCUCCGUUUUGCAGAAGAAAGAUUCUCUCAUGUUCAUUUGGAAGUUUUUAACCCUAAGAAGACUGAAUUGAUAGCUUGAAUGCUUUAUAUAUAGAUAUAAACAUUUUCUGUGGAGGCCAUUUUUUUUCUCAAUAUAUAUUCUCAUUACAUUUCUUGUCAGGGAAAAAUGUGUUCAAUGAAAAUGCAAGUCACAUUGCGAGAAGUAAAUACAAAGUUAUUUGCUCUUAUUUUAAGAUACUGUUUGACUAUUCUUUUUACUUUGAGAAAAUAUGUUUUGCUUCAAGAGGUAAGAGUCCACACCUAUAGUAUAAAGAAAUGGUUGGUGUAUUUUUAUUGAGCAAAGUUACAUUAUGCACCAGGUAUUGUACUCUUGUUACAGUGCUAAGUUUGGCCAUCGGCGUAUUGUACUUUUAUUAUAUUUACUCUGCUGUCCUACUCAAUGCAGGAAGGCUCUCUACUUAAACACAACGAACUGCACUGUGCUGUAGAAGAGACAUCUGUAACAAAAGUAAGGCAGGCAAGAGCUCCAUAUUGAGGAAGUAUUUUCAAAGCGUACAUUAUUUCAAGAUGGCCUUUCUAAAACCUCGAUGGCAACUAUAUAGCUCAAUUGAACUGAAUCUUGGACUAUGGUGGGCAGGGGUAAGGGUGGCCUGUUGUCACACCAGUGAUUUCCCACAUUUCCAAAUACAUUUGCAAGGUAUAAUAUUAUUCUCCAAGAGUGUUACAGGGAAUACAUGGGUUUAGAAUUUUUUAUGUCACUGACAGAUGUAUCACACAACUACAAAAUGGCACACAGCUUGUUUUGAACAUUUGAUGGGGAGCAGCAUCCACAUUGAAAUAGAUCAAAUUAUAACUUCAUCUGCAUAAAUGUUUCACAGCUUGUAAGUUGGGGUUUGUUUACUGACAGCCACCAUUUUAAGAUUAGCUUUGGGAUCUCGUGAGUAGGGCAUUUGAGUGUGUGCAUUUGUGUGUGCGUGCAUUUUCUGGUGUGUAUAAUAUCUUAUGUGGAUGGCGAACACUUCUGCCUUGUUUGCCCACACUUAGUUUUAACAACUAUAUUAAGACAAUUCUACCGUUUUUUCUUAUAUACAUUCACGUAUAUACAUUCAAGUGUGUGUAUAUGUUUAUCCAAAUGAAGUACAUAAUCAGUUCUUUGGGUGUAUUGAAAUGUUUACCAUACACUCUAAGGCAGGCAAAAUGAAGUGCGUAUAUAUUUGGACUUCUACUAAGCAUGACCACAUCCAUGGGUGCAGCUCAGCUUGCCUGCGAAAACAUUGGUAGCCAUACACUUAACACAGGCUCGUAUGAGCCAUGCAUCCUUCCUUAACUCUUACUAUUAAUGUUCUCAUAUUGUAUGUACCCAUGUUUAAAGAAAAAAAAUAGUGUAUUCCUGAAAACCUCAAAGAUUGUACUAUAUUUCCAGCAUCACCAAGGUACCUGGAGUGGUUAAAGCUGUUCUAUAAUUUAUGGUUUAUUAAUGGAACCGUAAUAUACACACAUGUAUGUAUAUUGGUAUGUAUCUAAGUUUUUGUCUACCCCCAACUUACAUUCCCACAAGCAAAUGUUGCCAUUUUUUAAGUUCAAGGGAGCAAUGUACAAGCUGAGGAGUGUCUUAUUAUAAUAAAAUUAUACAGAGAAAGUUAAAUAAACUUCUUUUGUUUUAAUGGAAAA
This is a messenger RNA of Coregonus clupeaformis (lake whitefish), 9176 nucleotides long. Its product is annotated as protein PRRC2A. Gene Ontology annotation, biological process: cell differentiation. The record is from RefSeq and is a predicted model, not a curated record. The transcript is spliced from 16 exons. Lineage: Eukaryota; Metazoa; Chordata; Actinopteri; Salmoniformes; Salmonidae. The coding region runs from base 355 to 6477 and encodes 2040 amino acids.